AUGGCAUCAUUCCUCCUCCCCCGAUCCCGUCCCCUCUUCUCCCUCACCCUUGGCCUCGGCCUCUCCUCCCUCUACGCAUCGCAGGCACUCUACCGGCAAAAGCCGCGCCUGUGCGAAGGCCCGGGCGCGACACCGUUGACGACGGUCUCGGAGAGCUUCAAGGCGUAUUCCCGCGAUGCGAAGGUGCCCGUGUUCAAAGAUGGGAGGCCGAACCCACGGGCGUACAGGCAGAUUAGUGCGGGAAGUAUUGUUGGUUUGCUGGGGGGCGUGGCUGUGAGUACGUUUUCGAAGACGUUGGCGAUGCUGUUCGGGUUGCUGGUGUUCGGUGUGCAGUAUAUGGCGUCGCAAGGAUAUAACAUCAUACCGACAACGAAGCUACAACGAUACGUGAAGGGAAUAGAUCUGAGAUCAGCAGUAGAAGAUAAUGUGGCAUUCAAGCUCAGCUUUGGGUUGACCUUUGCGUUGGCAUCGCUGGCGUCAUUUUGA
Messenger RNA from Letharia lupina, 486 nucleotides. RefSeq lists its product as uncharacterized. The record is from RefSeq and is a predicted model, not a curated record. The transcript is spliced from 3 exons. Lineage: Eukaryota; Fungi; Ascomycota; Lecanoromycetes; Lecanorales; Parmeliaceae. Bases 1 to 486 code for a protein of 161 amino acids.